AGGACGAAGAAGAAGAAGAAGAGAAGGAGCAGUGGUGGAGGCCGCAGCAAGGACCCAGCGGGAGCCGGCGCCCCCCUGCGGGCAGCAGCGUCAUUGCACACCUUGACCUCGACUGCUUCUAUGCGCAGGUGGAGAUGCUCCGGGCCCCGGAGCUCAGGGACAAGGCCUUGGGGGUGCAGCAGAAGUCCCUCGUGGUCACCUGUAACUACGAAGCCCGGCGCCAUGGGGUGAAGAAGUUGAUGUCCCUCAAAGAGGCCACGGAGAAGUGUCCUCACUUGGUGCUGGUCAAUGGAGAAGACCUCACUCCCUAUAGGGAGAUGUCCUACAAGGUCACAGAGCUCCUGCGGGAAUAUUGUCCAUUGGUGGAAAGACUUGGCUUGGAUGAGAACUUCCUGGAUAUCACAGAUGUGGUGGAGCAACGCAUAGGCUGCUUCCAUCCAAGUGGAUGGGCUGGGAUCCGUGUCUCAGGCCAUGUCUACAAGGACCAAGCCAUCAACGUGCAGGAUCCAACCCAUCGUAAGCUUGCCAUUGGAUCCCAAGUGAUGGAAGAGCUCCGGGAAUGCCUUUACUCCACGUUGGGCCUCACCAGCAGCGCUGGGGUGGCCACCACCAAGUUCUUGGCCAAGGUGGUCUCUGGGACCUUCAAACCCAACCAACAAACCCUGCUCCUGCCCCACAGCACCCAGGAGCUGCUGAGGAACCUGGGGUCCAUCCGGAAGGUGCCAGGCAUUGGCUCCAGGACUGCGGAACGCCUGGAAGCAUUGGGUGUGAAGACAGUGGUGGAUCUCCAAAGGUUUCCAUCUGCUGGCUUGGAGAAGGAGCUGGGAAUUGCGCUUGCUCAACGGAUCCGGAAGCUUGGCUAUGGGCAGGAUGAGGCCCCUGUGACACCAUCGGGACCUCCUCAGUCCUUUAGCGAUGAAGAUUCCUUCCGGAAAUGUUCCUCAGAGGCAGAAGUCCAGGAGAAACUGGGAACGAUGCUUCCAAGCCUCUUGGAAAGAAUCCGCCGGGAUGGGAGGCAACCACGCACCAUAAGGUUGAGCAUCCGCCGCUUCUCCUCAUCAGGAAAGGGGUUCCAUCGGGAAUGCCGUCAGUGCCCUAUCCCACCGCAUCUCCUUCCCAAAUUUGGGAAAGAUCCUGGGAGCCUCCUCUCCCCCUUGGGGAGCAUCUUAAUGAAGCUCCUGCGGAAGAUGAUCCCAACAGAGCUCCCAUUCCACCUCACCCUCCUCAACGUCUGCUUCUCCAACCUCCAGGAGCUUCCCACCAGGAAGGGUUCCAUUGGCUUCUACCUCAAGGGCAAGGGCCCA
This is a messenger RNA of Melopsittacus undulatus (budgerigar), 1304 nucleotides long. RefSeq names its product DNA polymerase iota-like. The record is from RefSeq and is a predicted model, not a curated record. The annotation marks the transcript as partial. Gene Ontology annotation, biological process: translesion synthesis. The transcript has 9 exons. Gene Ontology annotation, molecular function: damaged DNA binding; DNA-directed DNA polymerase activity. Lineage: Eukaryota; Metazoa; Chordata; Aves; Psittaciformes; Psittaculidae.